Molecule: messenger RNA, 975 nt
Organism: Acanthocheilonema viteae
Lineage: Eukaryota; Metazoa; Nematoda; Chromadorea; Rhabditida; Onchocercidae
Source: the annotation of a GenBank genome assembly
AUGAUAGCUGCCAAAUCCGGUAUGAAUAUUAAUAAUCGCACUGUGCAGAAUGCAAUUCUCAAUGAGCCAAUACCGAACGUUUCAAAUGAAAUUCCCGUACAGCCGGAUUUUUCAUCCAACACUUCCAGCGAUUUACCAUUCUUUGGUAAAAUUCACUACAAAUUAGACUAUGAUUUUGGAAGCAGUAAGCUAGCAGUGACAAUUUUUGAGUGUAAAGGAUUACCGGCAAUGGAUCGAAACGGAAUGUCAGAUCCGUACGUGAAACUGUAUUUGCUGCCAGAGGGAAAGCCAAAAUUUGAAACAAAAAUUAAGCGAAAAUGUUUAAAUCCAAUUUUUAACGAAGUUUUCGCUUUUAACAUAACAUUCGCGGAACUUCAACGUAAGACACUUCAAUUGGUUGUGUAUGAUUUUAAUCGAUUAAGAAAGGAUGAUCGAAUCGGUCAAUUAGCAAUACCACUGGAAAAAGUUGAUUUUGGUAUGACUGUGAAAGAAUGGUCUCGAUUAAAUCCACCAGAACAUGAUGCUAACAUAGAGUCAAGACUUGGUGAUCUCUGUUUCUCUUUACGAUAUCGACCAAGUACAAUGAUUUUAACUGUAACAAUUAUGGAAGCUCGAAAUCUUAAGAAAAUGGAUGUUGGUGGUCUGUCAGAUCCAUUUAUCAAAAUACAUUUAUACAAUGGUCGGAAAUUGAUAGCGAAGAGAAAGACAACACGAAAAUACAAAACACUGAAUCCAUAUUACAAUGAAAGCUUUCAAUUCAAAUUGGAACAAGAAUUAUUAGAAAAAGUGAAUUUGGUUAUCAGUGUUUGGGACUAUGACAAGAUGAGUAAAAAUGAUUUUAUUGGUGAAGUGAAACUUGGCUCGCCAUCUCUGAACGAUUUCACAAUUAAUGUUGCUAGCCAGAAGCAGUGGCUUGAAAUGAUGACUACGAGCAGGCCUGCUGUUUAUUGGCAUACCUUACAACCAAAAUUAUGA